CACCAUCUACUAUGUAUCUCUGUCUCCCUCUCUUUUUCAUCUGUUUGCGAAGCCUUGUACCUUGUCGAGUUCAUCUCGGAACAUUGGUAUGCAUCUGCCGCCACAUGCCACAUGCCCCUGUGCCCAUCCCACGUUGAUUUCCCACGGAAUAUGUUCCAAUUGGUCGUGUGUGGUCUCACAGGGAGUCCGGGGUCGGGUACCGCGCGGGUGACAUCUCAUCCAACGUCGGCGAAAACCGAUGAUGCCAAAUGAGAAUUGCUUCUACCAUCCCCCCUUCCUUUUUUCGGGGGGACCUUUUUUUUCCUUUGCUCUCCGAUUAUGCCGCCGUCUCGUUUCGGAUGAACACCAGAUGCUAAUGGAACGGCCGUUGAACCGACUGUUAACAGGUGAAAUGUAAUGCGAGCCUAACGCCCAACAAGCCAUGUCAGCGUUGCUCCAAGCUAGGGAUCCAAUGUGUCGUUGACAAAUCCCAUAAGCGUAUGACCAGAAGAAGCAAGCUAGAACAGCUGGAGAAGGAAGUCCAGACCAUCAAGAAUGCCGUCAACCCGCACCCGGCCUCCUCCACCGUCCCCGCCCUGCCUGCUGCGGCCCUCCCGCUCCCGAGCCCGGCCACGGCGUACCCCGCCGUCGGCGUCUUCUCGGACCACAACCGCCCACCCCCAUCCGCGUCGCGAGUGAGCUUGCCGGCUCUUUCCCCCGUACCGCAGACGCGGUCGAUGGAGCAGGUUCCGACGCCGACCCUCACAUCGCAUACGACGCCGACGGGGCCCGCGAGGCAGCCUGCGCAGCCGCGGGCGCUGGGUUCCAAGGUGCUGUCUGGUGAAGACAUUGACUUUUACUUUGACCAGUACCUUGAGCACUUCCACCCCUACUUCCCCAUCGUCCGCUCCCAGGACCCGGACAGGAUGUACAAGCAGAGCCCGGUCCUCUUCUGGACGCUCAUCGCCGUCUCGUCGCGGCGGUACACGAGGGAUACGGAGCUCUUCCCGUUCCUUGCCGAGAACCUGCCCCGCGAGGUCUGGGCUGCCGUGUCGACACCGCCCAUCAGCAUGUCGACCGUCAACGCGCUGCUGGUGUUGUGCACGUGGCCGCUGCCGACGAUCCGCUUUCUCAACGACCCGAGCUCGUCGUACGUCGCCAUCGCCCAGAAUGCCGCGCUGCUCCUGGGCAUGCAUACGGGCCGCGGUACCCAUCCCGAGUUCUGCAUCGGGCCCAACAGGCAGUUGGACAUUACUGACGAGGAGGCCUGCUUUACGUGGAUGGGGUACAACAUCCAGGCCCAGAGGGUUGCCUCGAGUAACGGGCUCCCACCACCGGCUGGCUUCUUCAACGAGGCCGUCAACCGGGCUGCUGCCGGGAGAUCGCUCCCAGACGCCCUGGGAUACUUUGGGCUGCUGUACGAGAUUCAAAAGUUCUCCAACAGGCUGAGCCGGACCAUGUUCUCCGUCGCGGAAGAAGGUGAGGGCGUGCCCGACACCGUCAUCCAGCUGCUGGAGGACGAGUUGAACAAGCUGCGGCGGCUCCAGUCCCGACACAACUCAGACCUCGACCUCUUCACCAUCCUCGCAGUCCAGUUCGAGCUGCAGUCUUACUACUUCACCCCCCUCUCGACCGUCGACAAACACACCUUCCGGAACAACGUCAACCGCGCCUACAGCACGGCCCAGGCUCUUAUCAACCUAAGCCUGCGCCUCGAUGCUUCUUGCCGCUUUCUCGCCCACGCGCCGCAGCACAUCUUCCGCACGAUCCUCGACGCCGUCGCCGUUGUCUUUGACGUGCUGAUGUCCGGCCACGCGACUGACGUCGAGCUCGCCAACGCCGAGGUGUCGAUCAAGAAUUCCCAGGAGGCGCUGCGCCGGUGUUCCGUGCAGGAGGGGGACUUUGCGAUGCGCGUACUGCGCAUGCUGGAGAGCUGCUGGAGCCUGCGGCACAUGUUGCCCGCGCUGGAGGCGCCCAUAUCGCGGUACCCGCACCGCACGGGAGCCGUGAUAGCGUUCGGGACGCUGCGGAGGUGGAAGAAGGAGCUGGAGCAGGCGAGGGUUGAGUACGGCGGGCCGGGCGCGGCAGCCGGUGGACUAGGAGGCGCGGGCGCGGCAGGGGCGGCGUCGAUGGCGGCGGUCGGGGCGGCGGAUGCGAGCAACAAUGGAGCGGGCGGCGUGGUGCCGACGAACGACCUCCUACAGGACAUCGACUGGUCGAUGUUGAUGGACGAUUUUGACUGGACGGCGGGCGGCGGAGGGGAGCCGACCUUCCUUGGGCUCUCAUAAGGGGGCAGGUAGGUAUAAGGUGGGGAGGUGGGGGCUUCUUCUUUUCUGCAUCCAAAGCCGGCGCAUCCUUGGGGCGUUUUUGCAUCGAGGUUUCUUGGGGCUCUCGUUUUGUUGAUUUACGGAUUGAUGAGUUUGAGAAGGGGGAAUUGGAGGAGGGGGACUUGCGUGCUGGUGUUCUCAUUCUUGUACAAAGAACCACAGACUGAGUAAUGGCAUUUAACGGAAGCUUUUCACGCG
Molecule: messenger RNA, 2504 nt
Organism: Colletotrichum navitas
Lineage: Eukaryota; Fungi; Ascomycota; Sordariomycetes; Glomerellales; Glomerellaceae
Exons: 6
Coding region: 480-2267 (595 amino acids)
Biological process (GO): regulation of DNA-templated transcription
Cellular component (GO): nucleus
Molecular function (GO): DNA-binding transcription factor activity, RNA polymerase II-specific; transcription cis-regulatory region binding
Source: RefSeq, a predicted model, not a curated record